AUGAGCUCGGAUGUCCCUACCACUGCCCCUCCUUCUGCUCCUGCCUCUACUCUCGUCAUUGUACCUGAAUUAGAUCUAGCAUCGCUUGCAUUGGAUUUGAAAAAAUCCUAUGAGGGCCAAAUUCCACUGCCAAAAUUACCAAAACCAAAACGGCAGAUGAGAUGGAAACAGCCGGCAACGGAUCCAAUUGACAACCUCAUGGAUACACCAAAAGGUUGGAAUUCCAACGAACCCGAUCUUGAUCCUAAUGAUCUAGAUGCUCAGAUUGCAAGGUGCCGUGAGCGGAUCGAGGACAAUAUCAUGAGCCAGGUAUUUCAAUGGAAGCUGGAGGACUUGUUACGAGAGCAGAAACGUCGCAAUGCGAUGAUGGCCUUAGAGCCGGCUGGGUUGAGUUGGCCUGUUGUCCAGCGCUUGGACACCCUUAAGGGGAUCCACGAACACAUUCUCAGCGAGAAUGACCAGUACGAGGUGGUUGGUAAUGUGACGAAUAUAAUGGCGGCAUAUCGAUCGGGCCAAUUGAGAUGGAAUCCAGGCCUUGUUACCUACUGGUCUAAGGGCUUUCAACUCUGCCAGCCGAGGCCUUUCAGAUGGGAUGAAUUUAAUCUCAUUAAUGCCGAACAUCAGGGUCACAAAGGCUUUUGGGUCGAAGGGCUUCAAGGGCCAGGGCCAACCCACCAAUGA
Penicillium psychrosexuale is the source of this 681-nucleotide messenger RNA. RefSeq lists its product as uncharacterized. The record is from RefSeq and is a predicted model, not a curated record. Bases 1 to 681 code for a protein of 226 amino acids. NCBI's taxonomy places the organism in Eukaryota, Fungi, Ascomycota, Eurotiomycetes, Eurotiales, Aspergillaceae. The transcript has 4 exons.